Messenger RNA from Octopus bimaculoides (California two-spot octopus), 2070 nucleotides. RefSeq names its product DNA repair protein complementing XP-C cells homolog. Gene Ontology annotation, cellular component: cytoplasm; XPC complex; nucleotide-excision repair factor 2 complex. Gene Ontology annotation, biological process: mismatch repair; nucleotide-excision repair. NCBI's taxonomy places the organism in Eukaryota, Metazoa, Mollusca, Cephalopoda, Octopoda, Octopodidae. Gene Ontology annotation, molecular function: single-stranded DNA binding; damaged DNA binding. The record is from RefSeq and is a predicted model, not a curated record.
AUGCUGGAGCACUGUUUUGAAGUGUUUUAUGACCCAACCUGUGCCUCCACCAGUACAAGACAACCUCAGGAAUCCAUUGAGAUCACACUGGAACAUGGGGAGUGGAUGAAGAGGAAGAAGAAAAAAAAAAAAUCUGGUCAGGAAGAAUGGCAGGCAUUUCUACGAAGGCUUUUCAACAACUUCCAACGCAAUCUGAGAAAUCACACACACAAGUUUUCCUGUGAUGCAGUGAUGGAAGCGUUCUCUCUUCGCAGGGCGAGCAGUGCCAAAGAACUGGUUUCUGGUUCAUCGAGCAGCGAUUUUGAAGAGGACACAAUUGAGUUUAGAAGUGUUGAGAAAAAGAAGACGAAUAAAAAGACUAAAACGGUUGCCAAGACAACGCCUCAUAGACUUAUCUCAAGUAGUUCUUCAGACAACAGUUUAUCGACCAAACAUGAUUUAGAGAUUUGGAUUGAGAUUUAUCUUGAAAAAGAAAACAGAUGGCUUUCUGUGGACUGUGUUGAUCUUGUGUUUGAUGACGUUGGUCACUUUGGCAAAUUAUCCAACCAGCAGCUAGUUUAUGUUAUUGCAUUUGAUAAUGAUGGCUACCUCAAAGACUUGACUGCUCGCUACUCUGAUGACUUUCUGGUGAAAACGAGAAAGCUGCGAGUGGACAAAGAAUGGUGGGACGAGACAUUGAAGCCUUAUGUAAACACGAGUGCAGAUGAUGUCAAAGAAGACGAGCAAAUAAAAGAGGUCAAUGAACAAUUUCUUUCCCCAUUUUUUAGGUAUGCCUUGAAGCGCCACCUUCUCAAGUUCGAAGCUAUCUACCCCAACUCUGCAGUACCCCUAGGUUUCAUUAGAAACGAACCAAUUUAUGCCAGAGAAUGUGUGGUUCAGUUACAUGCCCGGGAGACAUGGAUGAAAGAAGGAAGAUGUGUGAAGGUUGGUGAAGAACCUUACAAAAUGGUUAAAUCCAGGCCGAAAUGGAAUAAACCAAAAGAAAAUCCUGAUAUUCCAGAUCUUGAAGUUUUUGGUUUCUGGCAGACCGAAGUCUACGUUCCCCCUCCAGCUGUCAAUGGUAAAAUCCCCCGUAAUGAAUAUGGAAAUGUUGAGCUGUAUAAACCAUCCAUGUUACCAGGAGGAACAGUCCAUUUGACAGAGCCAGGCCUCAAUCGCGUCGCCAGGAAGCUGGGUGUAGACUGUGCCGCUGCAAUGGUUGGCUGGGACUUCCAUGGUGGAUCUUCUCAUCCUGUAUUUGAUGGUUGGGUUGUGUGUGUUGAACACAAGGAGAAAGUUCUGGCUGAAUGGCACAAAGAACAACAACUUGCUAAAGAAAGAGAAACCGCGAAACGGGAAAAGCGUAUCUAUGGAAACUGGAAGAAGCUUAUUCGUGGACUGCGAAUUCGAGAAGCCUUGAAGAGGAAAUACGACUUGCAGGAACCUGAAGACUUUGGAGAAAUUCAAGCAGAAGAGACAAAAGACGAAAAUACUCAGAGUGUUGUUGCUAAGUCUACCUCGGUUGCUACUGUCGACGACGGCAACGACAAUGAUGAGGAUGAUGAUGACGACAACGACGGCGAUGAUUGUCAACCAAAGAAUCGGCAGAAACCUUUUAAAAGAAAACCUCCUGCUGCAAAAGCCAAGGCUUUGGAAGGGGAGGAGAUGUUGCCUUCAGCGAAGAAGAAGAAGAAAACAACACAAACAACAGCAAAAACAAAAGCAAUAAAAAAGAAGAAAUAACAAAAAAGAAAGAUGCUUCUCUUACAACAACUGAAUUAUGGGUACAUGGGAGGAAGGACUUUUAAAGAUCGGCUCAGGGUGGGCUUCUGUUGGGUUGCCAUAACGACAUAUAUCAUACAUUGCACAUUUAUCACACGGACAUCAGUUGUUGGUUUUAUUUUUGUAAUAUUCAUAUUUGGGGUGUUUUUUAUUCUUGUCAUUUUAUAUUUUGUUUCUAUUAAUUAUUGUUAUAUUGUUGCGGCAGAAUUUGUAGGCGGAACAAAAUGUCCUUUGGUAUUUUGUUAUGUUUUUUUUUACCUUCAUCUUUCUGUUGUUGAUUAAAGCUGACUAGAGUCAUUUUUUCAUCUC